AUGGCAACUGCAGCUGUUAUUCAUCCUCUUAUUCAGUGGGCACAACGAGAGAAAUGUCUUUAUUUAACAGUGGAAAUUGAUAAAAUAAACGAAUUAAACGUCACUGAGAAAUCGAUUAAAGUCAAGGGUCAUUAUGGUGAUAAUAAAACACUUUAUGAAGCAGUCGUUGAUUUAUAUGCAAAUAUAAAUCCCGAAUAUCGAAAGAUUGAUAAUAAUCGCCAUCUAGAAUUGGUUAUUCAAAAAACCGAACCAGCAUGGUGGCCGCGUCUUUUGGAAAAACAAAUUAAAGUUUAUAUUUUCUUUUUUUUAUAG
Dracunculus medinensis (Guinea worm) is the source of this 312-nucleotide messenger RNA. The record is from the annotation of a GenBank genome assembly. Lineage: Eukaryota; Metazoa; Nematoda; Chromadorea; Rhabditida; Dracunculidae.